CAUCAUCUCCUGAAGCCUUUUCUUUUCUCAUACCCAAUUGUCAGUGACUCGCCAGAAAUCAGCAACCAAUGGAAUCGGCCGGAGAAAUCUACAGACCUCAGCGUGCCGCCGGUCCGGCCACCGUACUGGCCAUCGGCACUGCAAAUCCAUCCCAUUUCUUGUACCAAACUGAUUUCCCAGACUUCAUCUUCAAGAACACAAACAAGGACCACCUGACUGAGUUGAAGGAGAAGUUCACGCGAAUUUGUGAGAAAUCGACUAUCAUAAAACGCCACAUUCACUUGACUGCAGAAAUGAUAGUGGAAAAUCCAAAACUAUAUGACCCUGAAGCUCCAUCACUGGACACACGCCAGGAUAUUAUGAUAACUGAGGUACCCAAGUUGGCCAUGGAAGCUGCAACCAAAGCAAUCAAAGAAUGGGGCCAACCCAAAUCAAAGAUAACCCACAUUGUAUUCACUACCAUUUCUGGUGUUGAUGCACCUGGUGUUGAUUUUCAGCUUAUCAGACUCCUUGGCCUUUCUCCCACCGUCCGGCGUGUGAUGAUGUAUCAUCUAGGCUGUUAUGGUGGUGGGUCUGUGCUCCGUGUUGCUAAAGACCUUGCUGAGAAUAACAAAGGUGCUCGUGUUCUUGUUGUUUGUUCCGAGUUGAACUCGAUCAGUGGCUUCAAAGGACCCAAUGAUGGUGAUAUGCAUAGUCUACUAGGGCAAGCAAUCUUUGCUGAUGGAGCUGCAGCUGUGAUAGUUGGUGCAGACCCAGACACAUCAAUCGAACGCCCAUUCUUCCAACUCAUCUCAACGGGCACUCGGAUUCUCUCCGACUCACAUGAAAUGGUUGCAGGCCACUUGCGUCAAGCGGGUCUUACGAUCAGCUUAUCAAAGGAUGUGGCCAAAACUAUUGCUGGAAACCUUGGAAAAUGCCUGUCUGAAGCAUUCAACAAGGUUGGUAUUACUGAUUGGAACUCCAUCUUCUGGGUAAGUCACCCUGGUGGGCCAGCAAUUUUGGAUCUAAUUGAAAAGACACUAGGGUUGAAGGAAGAGAAACUGCAACCUUCAAGGAAAGUGUUAAGCGAGUAUGGUAACAUGUCAAGCCCCACGGUGUUGUUCAUUUUAGAUCUGAUGCGUAAGAAGUCCAUGGAAGAGGGGAAGGCUACAACUGGUGAUGGGUUUGAUUGGGGUGUAUUGUUAGGGUUUGGGCCAGGUCUAACCGUAGAGUCGAUUGUGUUGCGUAGCGUUCCUACAAUUUCAGCUCCUUGAGUAAUAUGUGGUGGUGGUUAACCCACAAGAGAGAGAAAGAGUGUGUAAUAUGUGGUGUUUAGAAAAAUGAAGAUUAUCAAACGAAAUCUUCUCUUAGAUGGUGAGAUGAGACUUGAGAGGAGAGAUCAGGUUUUCGUACGAGAACCAUCUUCGUAGGUUGUCUGAUCCACACUUGGAUUCUACUUAAUCUCUCACUUCUUUCAACUAGUUUUCACUUUAAGUGGAAUCCAAAUGUGAAUUAGACACCAUGCAUGGAUGAUUCUUGUAUGAGAACUGAUCCGGAUUUUGAGAGGUGUGCCAACUUUAUGUAGUGGAGAAGUUCACGAUUAUGGAUUACUGUAUUUUUUCAUUACCUAUUAUAAUGGUUUAAUAUUUAUUAUUAUUAUUAUUAUUAUCA
Molecule: messenger RNA, 1650 nt
Organism: Macadamia integrifolia
Lineage: Eukaryota; Viridiplantae; Streptophyta; Magnoliopsida; Proteales; Proteaceae
Product: chalcone synthase 2-like
Exons: 2
Coding region: 69-1253 (394 amino acids)
Biological process (GO): polyketide biosynthetic process
Molecular function (GO): acyltransferase activity, transferring groups other than amino-acyl groups
Source: RefSeq, a predicted model, not a curated record